GCCGUGCCGGAGAGCAGAGAAGAGGCUCGGAGCUGUGGGGGCAGCGGUAGGGAGAGCGAGAGCUAGAGGGAGCGGAGCCGCUGUGCGUGCGUGUCAGUGUGUGUGUCAGUGCGUGUGUCAGUGUGUGUCAGUGUCACGCUACCCUCCGCCCAGCUCGGCCUACCCGGAGAGCGGAGUGGGGUGGUCGGUGGUGGUGGAGGAGCGGGAGGAGCGGAGUGGUGAGGGCUGGAGUAGAGGGCCGGUGAGGAAGAGUGAGGAGGAGGAGCGAGGUGGGGACCCCCCGCCUGGAGCCGCUGGGAUCGUGAGGAGCGGAGACGCCGAGCCUGGCAGAGAGACACAGGCCUUGCUGUGCUGCGCCUCGCACUGCCACUUUGGGGCCUCGUGACUGCCUCCCAAUCGAUGGCCACCACUGCCGCCCACAGACGUCCGCCACAAGAGUCCACAUGACGGCCGUGGACGGAUGCCGGGGCUCUAAACGGUCACGACGGACUGACGGUGCCACGGGCGACGCGCUCGGCCGCAUCGCCGAUCCCGGCCACCAGCGCCGGCAGUGACCCUCCGCGGACAUUGCUCUGGUCCAAUUGUCCCUUUGGAGAUGGCGCCGCCACCGCCGGUUUCCACCGUGGCUCAGCGAAGCUCCUAACGCCCACCGCCGCCCGGGAGAGGCGGAAGAGCAGCCCAAUCGCACCAGGCGGCUCUCGCCCGUCAAGAAUAAUCCCCACGCGAGCGCUUGAUUAUAAUUAACGCGUCGGCGGAAAUUACAAUUAACAUGUAAUUUACAAAAAAUAAUCCCGCGAUAAUUCCGAUGACAUGUCGAGUGGCAGGCAGCCCCAGUGGAGCCUGGGGUGCGACGCGGCGCCGCUUGGGAACUCCGUUCUAGCAGCGAGCGACGCCAAGUGGCAGCCGGGCAGAGCAGCCAGCCUGCUGGACAAGUCCCGGGGGGGCAGCAGUCCGCUGGACGUGCUGCUUCAGGCCGUGGAGCCCGACCUGACCCUGCUGAGGCAGGCAAACGACGACGAGAGCGGCGACGUUGCGGAGCAGCGCUACGGGACGCUGACCGCGGAGCAGCAAACUCAGAUGCGGCCCAAGCCGAGAGAGCCGGGCUUGGCCUCGCCGCACGCAUACGUCCUCGCGCAGGAGAAGCACGGCGGCGAUGACGGCCAAUUUAACAAGACGGCAUCCGCCGAGCAUCGGCACAAGGGGGGAGCGCAGCCGGAGCAGAGUUUGCACUGUGGCGAUGACGAAAGCCAGAACCGCAUUCAGGUCGCGCCGAGGCCCGGCGAGCAGCGGCCCCAGACUCAGUGGGGGGAGCAGCAGCAGCAUCUGCGGCAGCAGCGGUUCGUGGCGCCUCCACACGGCGGUGCGCGCUACAGGGUGAGGGGGGGCGUGGUGCAGUAUGUGUACCCCACCCAGUACUCGCGCGCUGGACCGCCCGCUUCGCCAUCGCAGCAGCCGCCCCACGUCCCACUCCCAGCGCAGGGAACGCGUCGCGCUGGGCCACUGCCGUCUUCGCAGGAGGGCCCGAGCGAGAGCUCCGGUCUAUACGCAGCGCCGUGCUACGUGCCGGCAGAGGCGAAAGGCGGCCAGGUGUAUGCACAGUACCGGGGGCAGAGCAGCAGGGGGAGACCGGCGAGAGACAGAGACUCGAGGCCAAAGAAGCCCGGCAAGUAUGUGUGUCCCUACUGCGGCCGUGCGUGCGCCAAGCCGAGCGUGCUGAAGAAGCACAUCCGUUCGCACACCGGGGAGAGACCGUACCCAUGCCUGGCCUGCGGCUUCGCCUUCAAGACCAAGAGCAACCUCUACAAGCAUCGCAAGUCCCACGCACAUGCAGUCAAGGCUGGCCUUGUGUGCGGAACCGACAACGGCGGCAGUGGGGACUGGACUGAGAUUGAGAAAUCCUUUUCACUGGAGAGAUCAGCUUCCGCCGAGAAGUCGCUCGCGAUGGAGGAGCAGCUUGGCGUUGGGAAACUGGAGAUCGAUCAGGAGGCCCAUUCCGAGCUGGACGAGAGCACAGACACGGAUGAUGAGACCGCGGUGGAGGAUGCGAGCUUGGACGUCAAGGACUACUCUGCGAGGCUAUUAUCGGAAUCGUGUUUCGAUUAUGGACAGCAAAGAGUGAAGACGUCUCCUUGCCAAACAGAGCUCUCAGCCGAUACUAAAGGGAAACACGACGGUGAUCGACUUCAGGACGAUCCUCAGCAAUGUUCAGGGCAGGAGAAUGCAGAGAGGAUGAGUGGGAGUGCCAAAGGGUCCCAGGGCACGGGCGACAUGCAGUCGUUUUUGCCGAGAGUUGUCCUCGUCCCUCCUAAUCCAUCGGCUUCGCCAUCAGCACAAUUCACAGAUUCCUUCAGGAAGCCCUUGACGUCCGAUGUGAACGUUUGCAUGGAGGAGUCUGAGAAGCAGCGGUCACCGAAACCAAAGCUCAACUGGUCAGCAAAAGUAACCGAGGAGGCGAAUUUACAGUUGGCUUCAUUUGAAAACCUCCUCAGGCCAAACACCUUUGGAAGCAAAAGUAGCACAGACUCGGGCUACUUUUCACGAUCGGAGAGCGCCGACCAGCCGCUCACUAGCCCCACUAACUUCCAUCCAUUGUCAUACAAGGACAUCGUGCUCGGACGCAACUUUCCGAUUCACUCGAGAGGCAGAGCCAUGCCCAAUCGUGUGCCAGAACAUAUAGAAGAGGUUUUCUUAAAAAAGGAACGACUCGUAAGUUCGUGGACACCCUCUGAACAUUCCAUUUCUCUAAACACAGAGAGAAAACCGUCAAACACUCAGCCCACUGCACAGCAAGCAACUAUAGACAGAAGCCACGUAGCUGGCAGCAUCGACUCUUCCGGUGCAACUGACACUUACAGGGAUGGAGGCGGUACUGGGUCUGAUGAUAAAAUGUCAAAGAUGGCCAUAGCAGCUGCCAUUUACAAACCAGGCCCUGUGAAAUCGGAAGCCGGUGGUGAAUAUUUACUUGUUCCCAGCUUGGAAACGCUGGGUUUUCCCCGCAGCAACUCUAUGCCAAGCUACACACGGCUGGACGACACUGAGGUGAAAACGCCCGUCCCGCUCAGGGGCAGCCACUCGUUCGACGAGCCGGCGUCCACAUUCCACGGGGACGCGUACUCCUCCUCCUCCAACUUGUACUUCGCCAACCACAGGUCGCUGGUGAGGCAGACAGCCGUCCAAGCCGAUGAGUUUCCGGUAGCCAGCGAAAGCAAGGUCCCGACGGCGUCUCAAAGCAGCAGGGUCUCCAUGGUGGGCGCGAGCCAGAAUCUGCAGGACACAGGCGAGGGGUUAAACGUCGGUCGUCGCACGAGCCCCACGACAGGGGAGCAGCACGUGAGAGCGCGCAGGCCGGCGCGCUACAGCCGAGGUUCGUUUUACGAGUGCCACACAUGCAAGGUGACGUACAAGAAAGUGGAAAAUUAUAUCGUUCACAAGAGGCUCUACUGCUCCGAGCUGCACAUGUUUCCCUCCAGCAGUAACAGCUCCCUGGAGAUGGAAUCCCCGGCGGGCGACGUGGCGCACGAGGGGGAGACAGGGGCCGGCAAAGCCUCGGAUCGCUCUGUACUCAUCAGGAAACGACGUAAGCAAAGGAGCGUUGGAGAUGAGGAAGAUAUGCUCACGGAGUGCGUGUCUGCCAGCAUCGCUCAGCCAAUGCUCUCUGGUUUCAUUGAGGAGCCUUACUUAGAUGAUCAUGAUUCGGUGUUCGAAAAACAUGAUGUGCCUGAAGGGCCUAGGGAUGUCGGUGUCACGGCGCCCGUGACCGUGAAUAGCCAAGCCCCAAAGUGGCAGCACAGCGACCCUGUGAAACCUCAGCCGCCGCAGCUGCUGGUGGACGGUGGAUCCCGGCGUGGGCUCAGCCUCGAAAGCGGUCUCAGUUGUUACAGCAGCUUAGGUGGCCACAAUGAGAUCUCUGUCAUCCAACACACAAAGUCGCUCAGCCAACCAAGCUCCUUCGAGAGAGCUGAUAGCUUGGAAACGGCGCGGUCGUUGUCUCCCGAUGGGUGUAAAGGGGCACAGUGGUCGCAGCAGCAGCAGUGUUCAUUGCCGGCCUUGCAAGCGACAGCGCACAACAAAGAAGACCAAGCUUCAUCGGCAGACCCUUUGAGCAUUCGUGGAACCAAACUUGUUCGGCAGAACAACAUCCAGGUGCCAGAAAUUCUGGUCACGGAGGAACCGGAUCUCGUGCAGCUAACGGAUGCCCCGGAGAAGGAGAGUGAGAAAAAAAUGGAAGAGGAUUUCUCUUGGCCCAAGAGGAGCGAAACCCUUUCGCAGCUUCCUCCAGAGAAACUUCCUCCCAAGAAGAAGCGGCUUCGUCUUGCCGAGCUGGGGAAUUCGUCGUUCGAGUCGAGCACUGAUUCCUCCUUCUCCGGGUCACUCUCGCGUAGCCCCAGCCUCGAGAGCAACUUGUCGCGCUGCUCUAGCCUCUCCAUCUCGCUGGACCGCGUUGAGCUGGAUGACGAGAAACCCAAAGCGGAGCCGGAAGAGAAACCUCGGCAAGAAGAGGUGGCAUUUCUAACCGUCCCCACCUCUCACCACCAUCGGCAGCACCACCACAGCCGUGAGAUGCGACGUUCUGCAUCGGAGCAGGCCCGGAGCCCCCAGUACGCCGGCCCGGGUAUGGUGGAAAUACGCAGCAAGUCCUUCGACUGUGGGAGCAUAUCCAACUCUCCGCCGCCCCCGCUUGGCCUGGACAUGGACUCGUCUCAGCCGUUAACCUCAUCCCCUCUCCGCGAGCGAAGGAAGAUGUCCCUGGUGCGCCAGACCUCGCUGAGCGGGUACAGUGAGGUGCAGGAAUCACUAAAAGAGCAUAUCGCCUUCACGUCCCAGGCGGGCCUGCACCCGCCUCCCCCUCGUCCCGCCUCCCCUGCAUUGUUAAGCCUGCGUUACUGCUCGCCAGAAACGUCUAUGAGGCCGCCGUCCCCGCAGUCUGCGACCCAAAACAUGGAAGACUUUAAGUGGCAAAUGGGGCAGAAAGCGUCCUACUUGCAUUUGCUCAAGCCGCAGAUGAGCAGCUGUUCACCCGCACGACUCCCCCACUCGCAUCAUCUACCGCAGAGUGGACACAUGCAGCCGCCUCUGCCACCCUUCGUACACCCUUCACAGGCCCACAACUAUGAGCUCUCUCUGCAGCACCUGAGUCAGACUCCGCAGCGACUGCCGUAUCAGCUCGUACACAACCACAUGCUGCAGCUGCAGGCGCAGCAGCUUCUUCUUAGGCUGCCAUUACAGCCAUUCCCGCAGCCCCCCGGUGUGUUUUAUCACCAACAGGGCAGCCCGCCCCGGCCGAGAGAAAGCUACAAGCAGGACACGCAACACGGGCUUCGCGGCCUGGACACGGCGGUGCAGGCGGAGGUCGUGACCUAUCCCGCUGUCACGUUCUCUCUGGGCGAGCCUUUGCAGGAUGAAGCGGGGAGUGAUCGUUUGCCUUCAUCCAGAAUGCAGAGGAGCAGUGCGGAAGGUGCGUGGUCAUCAAACUCUUUGGUGGCACCGCCGCUCCACCACAGCAAGUCGAGCCACAAGCUCGUGGUGCACACCACCCUCGCCGGGCUGCUGUCGACGCAGGACCCCGGCAGCCAGCCGCGAGUUUUUUUCGGUCAGCGGGGCGCAGCAUCGCUCUCCGAGAAGCACACCAAGCUGAUGAGGACCGACUCGGCCAUGCAUUCCAGCGUCCUCUACCCGCUGUAUGACAACAACAAGGUAGUGGCUGUGUGUGCUUCUCGCCAGGGAAUUUCUUCCCAGCUUGACAACCAGGCGCCGAGCAGCAAGAGGAUGCUGUCCCCUGCGAGCAGCCUAGAAAUUGCCGUGGAUAUGAGACGGCAGCACUACCAGAAAAGGGUCAAGGAAGGGGAGGAGGAAUCGGAGCUUCGAGAGGUUGAGGAGGAAGCGAGUCUGGUCAUUGACAAGAGAGAUAAAUCGCAGCCCCUGAUCAAAUCCGAAGGUUUUACAAAAUCAUCAUCGUCUUUUAAUUCUACCGACUCCUCAAGGUCCAGAAAGCCCACGCUGGUGAGACAGUUCUGCACGAUGGAACCCGCGGACCAGGAGGGAUCUCCUGCAAAUUUAACGGACUCAUCUUCUGUUCAGUCAAUGUCCUCCCGUUCAUGGGAUGCAAAAGGAAUGGCUGCAUCUGAAGACAGCAUGGAUGAGGGAUCGUCAAAGAGCCCGCCGCUUGAACUCGGCAAACGUGACAACUGCUCCGGUCGAUCUGCGCCGGAGCAUGAAGCAGGUGUAUUAAAAUCAGCCGCAUCAAACGCCAAUAUUGAAAUGAAGGACUCGUUGGGCUCCCCGACCACCAUCAAGGUGCUGGUGCCAAUCGUCACGACGGAUAUGGCAUCGUCGCGCGCGACUGACUCCAGGGAAGAGAUGGCGGGAGGUCUUGGUGGCCCACGGAGGCCGCCCGCUCGCGCCGGGGUGAAGGUGGCGGUACUGCAUGUGGUGGCGUCCGGCGUGAGCGUGCCGCCCUCCCUCGUCCUUGUUGCCGACAUCGCCGAGGUGCAGCAGUUGCUGUCGCCGAGUCUGCGCACCGUCGUCAGCACGACCUGGUGCUUCCUCAAUGGGCGCGCCAGGCCGGCCCACUGCGCUGAGCACCAUCCGGGCGGUGCGCCUGGCCCCUCCGCCUACGGCCAGUGGACGCCGCCGGCGCCGGCCGGCGCUUCCGCCGGGGACCCUAACCCCCCCGGUGCGAGCACCGCGGAGGCGCUGGCACUGCUGCGGCGGGCACGGGGCGGGCACGCCGGAGAGGGAGUCUACACGCUGGCCGCCAUCGCCCCCCGGGGGGCCUGCUCCACUGUCCACUCCCGCCUGUGGAUGCCAUGCAUGGCCUUGGGCGCCAUGCCGGCGGCGGAGCCCAAGGCUACGGGCGCAGGGCGUGGCCGGGCUGCGGGCCCGGGCAGGGAGCGCGGGGAGCUGGAAGGACGCGGGGCCCAGGACAGCGCCGGCCCUGAGCCGCCUCCUAUGAAGGGGGGGCCCCAGCCAAGCCGCAUCAAGAUAUUCGAGGGCGGGUACAAGUCGAACGAGGAGUACGUGUACGUGCGGGGCCGCGGGCGAGGCAAGUACGUGUGCGAGGAGUGCGGCAUCCGCUGCAAGAAGCCCAGCAUGCUGCGCAAGCACAUCCGCUCGCAUUCUGACCUGCGGCCCUACCGCUGCCACAUCUGCAGCUUCGCCUUCAAGACCAAAGGAAACCUCACAAAGCACAUGAAGUCCAAGACUCACAGUAAGAAAUGCCUGGAGAUGGGUCUCACCCUGGUUCCGGUGGACGACACGGACCCCGAGGAGGCCGCGCUUGAGAACGCUCACAAGAAGUCAUCUGGAGACCACCAGUUCUCUGAUGCAGACGUCUCCGACGGUGACCGGGAGGAGGAAGAGAACGAGGACGAUGACGACGAGGAUGACGAGGACGACGAGGUGGACGCGAUUGCUGGCCUUGCAAGGCGCCCCGGAGAUCACAGAGCAGAAGACUCGACCACCGCAGCUUUGUCCUCCGCAGGGGACGGGUGGGGGCCUCAGGGCCCCCACGUGAAGCUCUACAAGGCCCCAGGCUCCAGCUUUGACGCCGAGGUUGAGAGUCUCACCUCUCAGUUCCGCGCCUUCCCCUACUCCGAGGGUGGCAAGUCGGCACAGCAGGGCAACGCAGGGGACAAGCAGCAUCAGCACGGUGCAGGCUUUGGCAGGGCGUGCUGGGACAGCUACUCUCCACACGCAAUGAGCAUCAACAGCGAGAGUGUGGCUCCCUCCCCCGGCCAGUUGAUGAACGCGUCAUUGUCGCCCAGCCAGAUGAGCGUGAGCCGGGAGGGGUCGCCGUGCACAGGUGAAGGGGAAAGGUCGUCGUCUCCCAACGCCUCUCCCGGCCGUGCGUAUUCUCCCGGCCGCGUGUACUCUCCUGCCUGCGCGUACUCUCCGGCCCGAGCGUACUCUCCUGGCAGAGCUGCGUCCGACCCUUGUGACGACUCCACGAUCGAUCCCUUCGCCGCGCACUACACGGAACAGUUGGCGUCCAAUAAGCUUUCGCAGGUUCAACAUCAACACCACCCUCCACACCACCACCAUCUUAUCCACCAUCACUUCCAGCAGCAGGCUUCUGUGAGCCGGCUGUCCGUGCCGUUUUGUGAGCGUGCAUCACGGCAGCAGGAGUCGGCGACGCAACAGCAAACGCAGCAGAGCCGCGACUCGCUGGUGCCCAGCCGGCCCCGAGGCCACCGCGCGCACUCCCUGUCGCCGUACCGGCGCGGCUCCUCCGGCAGACCCUGCUCGCCGUCGCCGAGCCGAGAAGCGUACAGCGGCGCCGCUGGCGGAGGUGGCAGCAGCAGCAUUCUGCGAGCGCAGUCGCUCUCCCCGAGCCGCUGGAGCGCGCUACGCGCAGCCGAUGGCCCAAAGAAUCCCGACGGGGGCGCAGGGGCGGCACGCUCUCCGCCAUGCCGGUCUCCCCCCGUCGACGCCGCCCACCACGGAGUCCGGGACGGCCUUGACUGCCGCCCACGGCCGCCGUGGGGAGACGACGCGGCGACACCGUCGCCCGCCUCCCUCCCGCCUGCCGACGAGGAAGGGAGCGAUCCACGGGUCAGCGCCAUGCGCUGCGGCCAGCGCAGCCGCGGCACGGGGGGGGGAAGCUUUGAGUCAGCAGCGGCGGACCACGAGAUGGAGACGUGCGGUGGCUGGGCGGAGGCGCGCGGAGUGGAGCGGGGCACGGCACAGCCACAGGACGGCUACGGACGCUCUCUGGACCCGAAGGCCACUCGUGCCGGCCUACGGACGCAGCCGUCGCUGGCGUCUGCGAGCUGGCACAGGCAAAUGUUUAGCCACCUGCCGCUACAUUCUCAGCAGCCUGAAGGGACCCCAACUCCAAAGAUCCUCGUAGAUGGAAUGAGGGCCGGCAUGGGAGGGUCAGUCUACCCACUACCUCUUGCCCCAGGGGCUGAAGAAGCAAUGGCUGCCCUGUCCACGUCUGCUCGGAGCAACUGGACCGCCGUGCGCGACGUCGAGUGGCGGCAACAAGCCUUCGCUCUCCUCUCAGACACGCAGCAGCUGCAGCAGCAGCAGCAGCACCAGCAGCCGGUUGGGCAUAGCAGCCGAUCAGGCUUCGCAUCAACGAUGCUACCCCUGUCUGCCAUACAUUCUGCUUCGAGGUCGUCUCCAGGUUUCUCAAGGAGUGCAAGUCCUGCCUCUGCGAUUUCUCAGAUGUGUAGGGCGCAGCAGCAGCAGCAGCAACGACCACAGGAUGGAAACGUGGGCCUUUCCAAGGAUCAUAACUCAUGAGCACCGUGCAUGAUUCAGCAAGGCCUCAUCGCCCACAUCCCUUAUCAGGGCCUGCAGGCUCCGUGAGCUCAUCUCUGACUAGUUUGUGCUUGUGGCCUGCCCACGUUUAUGAUUUAUUAUUAUUGUUACAACUUGAAGUUGGCACAUGGGGUUAAUGUCCCCUAGCUGUGUGUCCCUUUCUUCAGCGAACCCUCUACUGCUGAUGGACGUUUUGAUUUAUCGUCAAAUACGUGAACUUGCUCGGCUGGAAAAUACCUAACGUGAAUUGUUCUUCUUCUCCUGGUGUCUUGGCUUAAAUAUUAAUGUACGUCACCAACCGUGCAGCCAUAAUGAAUGUGUGACAGUCCUGUGCCCCCGAAGUACGAGACUCAUGUUUAUAAUCGUGUGGCCACGUUCGUGUUCAUGGUUUUACAAAAUGUAUAAAGGAAAAAAAUGCAGUGUUGAGUGGCGCUAAAGGUUAUACAAGAGAUCGCAUUGAGCGGUGGCGUGGUGGUGAGGGGGAUUGAAUGUUGUGAGCAUGGUGGAUGAUUGCGGUGGUGAGAAUAUGGUGAGAAUGGCGGCGUGGUGGUGAGAAUGUGGUCAGCGGGGUGGUGAGCGUGGCGGCGUCAUCGUCGUGAGAAUCUGGUGAGCGUGGUGGAUUGUGGGAGUGAACUUGGCGGUGGCGUGGUCGUGAGAAUGUGGUGAGCGUGGCGGAUCAUGGUGGUGAGCGUGGCUCCGUCGUUAUGGUGAGAAUGUGGCGAGCGUGGCGGAUCGUGGGCUGCCUGCCCGGGGGUGGCCGUCGACUCUGAUGGCACGCGAUUGCUGUCGUUCUGCAGUGUCGCUGUCUCUUAAUAGCGUGGAUUAAAAUGAUGUGAAUAUUUGCCAUUGUAAAAUAAAUCGUUGUAAUCAUUGCAUUGAAACGAUAUAGAUGUGAUAUUAAAUGAAGUUUGAUGUAACAAAACAACAACACUUAAGAAUCAACAUCGCAACACAUCACCUUGUUCCGCAUGUGUGUCUAAUUGUGCGGCAGUGAGUUGGCGGCGUUUGUGGGAGGAUUGCCAACGUCGUCUCUCUUCGACAGUCGACUUUGUAUCCUCUGAGCUGUGACCUCUGAUGCAGUUGCAGCGGGAGCUCAUCGCACAUGAUUCGCGGUACGCGGUGCCGUGCAAUAGCAAUGUCGCACACAGACGGCAUCGAGUUAGGCCUGCGCCACAUUAUUUUGAGGGGUGCCGCGAGAAGGGGAUAUUACGACGUCUCUUACAGUGUAGGGCCCUCGAUUGUCGUAUCUCCCGUUUUACAGAAUAUCGUUGCAUUAUCAUAAAAAAUUGACGUUUUUUUCUGACCUUAUUUCUGAAAUAACACGAAAACAGUGAUAAUAAAUUACGAUAACUCAUUAAGUAGUGUCUGUAAAAUAUUUUCCCGGAGUAAUGGACUGCAUGGUGGUUAUAUGAAGUCAUCGUUUUCCUAGUCCCUGAGAAUAUUUAAUGAUCUCUUGUAUAACCGGCAGCACGUGCGGAGUACGCGUUAGAUUGUAUAGUGGAAGUCAUUAGAAGACGUUUGUAUCGGGAUUAUAUGGAGUGAUGUUUAUCUGCACCGGAAGUACAAACACAGAAACAAUAUAGAUAAAAAUGCAAAAUACAAUCAUAAAGUAACAGGCAACUGAUAUUGUGAUAGUCAUCGCACCAUGCAAACUGAUAUUGUAUCGUGAAGUCUGAUAUCGUGGCCGCCCUGGUAAAUACACAAGGGUGGUAGAAAACUAUCCUUGUCUCAACGAUACCGUCACGAACGUGCGAUGUUUGAAGUGUGUUGUAAAUGUCUUACAAAUGAGACGAAACGGGGGCCAAACUUCCUACAGGACAAAAGCAGAGACGGAGAGAGAGAGGGAAUCACUCCUCGUUUAUGGCAGGGCCGAGAUGAGUUUACACAAGGGCUAGCUUCGAAACGUUGUUUAGACUAAAUAAAAAAGUACAGUUAACGGAAGCUGAAAAUUUACUUGGAUUGAUAUUUGCCACGGAAUGUUUUUAUUUUUAUGAACCAAAGUGUGUUGUUCGAGAUCGAUGCUCUCGCAGCUCUGUUUAUCCUCCGAUUGGUAUUUUUUUUACAUCGGUGGACAUUGGGAGACGUUCAGAAACUCCAUAAACCCCAACACCAAAUGAGAUUUAAUAUAAAACAAUCGCGAUAGCAACUUAACCCAGGAUAACAUUUUAUGUAUUCAACACAGAGGAUUAGAGAUGGCAAUAUAGUUUUUAAUUAUUCAUGUCUGGUGGCAAAACACAAUGUUGGUGACACCUUUGAACAUUCUCAUAUGAAGGAUUGAAACCGGUUGCCCUGUCGUAGGCCCACAGUCAGUGAUUGGGUCACCUGAAGGCAGCGUGAAGGCCAGGAGGCACAGCCACUUUGUGCUGCCGUGCAAAUUAGCGACCGUGCAGCCAUCGCAAGCGAACUGGAAAAAAACAGGGCAGGCGAUGAAGGGCAAACGAGAGAUAUUUGUAUUCUAAUCGGUCCCACGUCUUCGUGGCAGUCUGACAGAGGAGAAAACGCACAAUCGUGCAAAAGUCCGUCACGUAUGCAUAUUUUUCCUAGUAUUAUUUGGAAGAAUGUAUGUAAGGACUCAACAGAGACUGCAUCGGUUUAUUCGAACAGAUGCUAAUCUCAAGAUGCUCAUAUUUUCCUGCCUCAGCAGUUCUCCUGCUGUAUUUUUCACCUGAUGACGAUUGCUUGUGUUGCGAUCGAAAAGUGAUGCCUUUUAUUAUUUGUCUAUCUACGUGGCUUUACCGAAAGACCCAAAGAGAAGGGUAGCAGUGGUAACACAAGACGAUGAGGCUGUUUGGAAAUCCACAAAAGCAGUUAUGGUCUUUUAAAACGUAUUUGGUGCUUUUUGUUUCUGCCGACACAUUGGAAUUUUAAAAGCUGUUGAAUGUGUAAAAGUAACCUUUUUGAUGUUUCAAUAUUUGCAAUAUUUGAAUAGACGGUAGUGAUUCUGUAGAUUUCAUUGGCUGUGGUGCACGGAGAGCUGAAAGUGCCGUGAUAGCCAGGAUUUUGAGCGAUAGCACUUGUAAGCAGGUACACGAUGCGAUUAUAUCAUGAACUUGUGGGACGCUUUCAAAUAGCUAGGUUAUUGUUUACACCCACCUAUAAUGACUCAACCGGAAUCAAACCUUCAAUUGCGUGCGUACAUUAAUAUUCCUCUUGUGAAGUGACGUGCACAGUGAGACCUGUGUCCAUGUGGGAUGUCAAAAGGGCUUCAGGUCAUUUGGCAAUUAAGGUUGCGUGAAAUGGGCAUUCUCCUGGCAGGGGAAAGCGAGUGCCGCGUUUCGGAGGCACAAGCGGAAGCGAGUCGCGCCUAUCGCCGUGUCUUACGAGUGUGGGACGUGUUGGGUGAGGGAGACGGCGCUGGCAAGUCAGCUGGCUGUCUCUUCUCACGUGCCCUUGCCUGGGUUCUCAACUGCCACAGGGGCUCCCAUCUCGUGUGGACGGUCCCAGACACAACGGACCCCUUAACUUGCGUGGAGUGUCGCGGCUACGUUGUUGCGUAGCUGGCAUUGCACAAUGGUUGCGUGUGUAGGUGUGUGUUGCGGUGGCCCAUGUGCUUGUGAGCGCACGUGCGGUGGUUACUCCACGUUAUUGGAGACGCAAGUUGAUUCUCUGGUCGCCAGGAGGCGUGGGGGGUCCUUUGCGCCUGGACAUGACGUGCACGAUGGCGGUGAUGGUGGUGGUGACACCGCGGACGGGGUGCGAGUGCGUGAUGCCGCGAAUCUCAAACUCUUAUCAACCGUGACCAAGUCAAUUUUAGGAAGGAAUUAUGAGAUUUGUUUUACGAUAAAGGUUCAUAUUCAACAACGACCAUCGAGUGUUUUAAGUAACUCCUAUCGCUCACACGCUGAUGGGGAGUGCAGUAUGCGACGGUGUAUAUAGCACUUUGUGGCUAACUGGUGUGCGUGUACAAUCUGCGUAGUAACCCUUCAUUAUAAACUGAAGUAUACUUUUUGCCAGAACUGUGGGGAGAUGGUGUUAAAGUGGAAUCAAAAUAAAAUAUAGAUAUCUUGGAUUCUUUUCUCUACAUAUCUGUGAUAUUGCACUGACAAACAUAUUUUUAUAAAUGUAUAUGGCAGGGAUGUCCCCUGCUUCUGUGUGCUUAGAAUUCGCUAUUCUACUAUUUGAUUGUGUACAGUUUGUUGCUAUGAGCACUUUGCUUUUCGCUGUGAAAAAAAAUAAAAUGUGUUCCGCU
This is a messenger RNA of Lethenteron reissneri (Far Eastern brook lamprey), 13453 nucleotides long. It is a transcript of the gene HIVEP2, whose product is annotated as HIVEP zinc finger 2. The record is from RefSeq and is a predicted model, not a curated record. Gene Ontology annotation, molecular function: RNA polymerase II cis-regulatory region sequence-specific DNA binding; DNA-binding transcription factor activity, RNA polymerase II-specific. Lineage: Eukaryota; Metazoa; Chordata; Hyperoartia; Petromyzontiformes; Petromyzontidae. Gene Ontology annotation, biological process: regulation of transcription by RNA polymerase II. Gene Ontology annotation, cellular component: nucleus.